UUUAAACCCUCCACGUGUCCAUCCUCUCAAAAAAGAUAUUAUUAAAUUAAUAUCAAUCCCAACCUCCUUCACCAAUCUCCAUAUUUCUGACUCUGAUCUUCUCGUGAAUUGAACGAACGAAAAUGCCUUGAACUUUGAAUCAAUCAAUUUAGGCGACAUUUUCAUCUUCAUUGUCUGGUUUCCAUUUCGCGAUUGUCUCUAGCUUCAAUCUAGUGCUGGAAACUCAGUGAAAGCAUAAGAGGUUCAAUUACUGCUAAUGGGGAUGGGGAAAACCAAUGGAGUGUCAAAGCAUGAAAUUCCAUCAGAUAUUCCAGCUGAAGCACAUCCUCUGUCUGAGGAACCAAGUAAAAUCGCAUCCAACAUUAACUACCAUGCGCAGUUCAGCCCUCAUUUUUCUCCGUUGAAGUUUGAGCCAGAGCAGGCAUUCUAUGCCACUGCUGAGAGUGCUCGGGAUCGUCUCAUUAAGCAAUGGAAUGAGACCUAUCUUCAUUUUCACAAGUCUGAUCCUAAGCAGACAUACUAUUUAUCCAUGGAAUAUUUGCAAGGGCGAGCUUUAACAAAUGCUAUUGGAAACUUGAACAUCCAAGAUGCUUAUGCAGAUGCUUUGAAUAAACUUGGCCAUCAGCUUGAGGAAAUUGUUGAGCAGGAAAAAGAUGCAGCACUAGGAAAUGGUGGCCUUGGAAGGCUUGCUUCCUGCUUUUUGGAUUCUAUGGCUACCUUGAAUCUUCCUGCUUGGGGAUAUGGUUUAAGAUAUAGAUACGGCCUUUUCAAGCAGCGGAUUACCAAAGAUGGCCAGACAGAGCUUCCUGAAGAUUGGCUUGAGAAAUUCAGCCCUUGGGAGAUUGUCAGGCAUGAUGUUGUAUUUCCUGUCAGAUUUUUUGGUCAUGUUCAGAUCAAUCCUGACGGAUCACGAGAAUGGGUCGAUGGUGAGGUUAUUCAGGCUCUGGCAUAUGAUGUUCCAAUCCCAGGUUACAAGACCAAGAACACUAUCAGUCUUCGUCUUUGGGAAGCAAAAGCAUGUGCUGAGGAUUUUAAUCUGUUUCAGUUUAAUGAUGGGCAAUAUGAAUCUUCUCUACAACUUCAUUCUAGUGCUCAGCAGAUUUGUGCUGUUCUGUAUCCAGGAGAUACUACUGAAAACGGGAAGCUGUUGCGUCUGAAGCAGCAAUUCUUUUUAUGCAGUGCUUCACUUCAGGACAUCAUUUUCAGAUUUAAACAAAGGAAAGAUGGAAACAUCCCGCGACAAUGGUCUGAAUUUCCCAGCAAAGUGGCUGUGCAGCUUAAUGAUACCCAUCCUACACUUGCCAUUCCAGAACUUAUGCGUUUGCUUAUGGAUAAUGAAGGGCUUGGCUGGGAUGAAGCUUGGGAUGUGACAACAAGGGCUAUUGCAUACACAAACCACACUGUUCUUCCUGAAGCUCUGGAAAAGUGGUCACAAUCUGUAAUGUGGAAGCUUCUUCCGCGUCAUAUGGAGAUUAUAACUGAAAUUGACAAGCGGUUUGUGGAGAUAGUAUGUUCAACGAGGCCUGAUCUUGAGGACAAAAUCAACUCUAUGUCCAUCUUGGAUAAUAAUCCCCAAAAACCAGUAGUACGCAUGGCAAAUCUCUGUGUGGUGUCUUCUCAUACGGUGAAUGGUGUUGCACAGUUACACAGCGACAUCUUAAAAGCAGACCUAUUUGCAAACUAUGUCUCUAUAUGGCCUACCAAGUUCCAAAAUAAGACAAACGGUAUUACUCCUCGUCGAUGGCUUCGCUUUUGCAAUCCAGAGCUCAGUAAUAUAAUCACAAAAUGGUUGAGAACUGAUGAGUGGGUGACCAAUCUUGAUCUUCUUGUUAAUCUGCGUAAAUUUGCUGACAAUGAGGACCUCCAAUCUGAGUGGGCUUCUGCGAAAAUGGCAAAGAAACAACGCUUAGCAAAAUACAUACUUGACGUAACGGGUGUAAGCAUAGACCCCAAUAGCCUUUUUGAUAUACAAAUCAAGAGAAUUCACGAAUACAAAAGACAACUAUUAAAUAUCCUGGGAGCAGUUUACAGGUACAAAAAGUUAAAGGAGAUGAGCCCCGAAGACCGUGCUAAGACAACACCUAGGACCAUUAUGAUUGGUGGAAAGGCCUUUGCGACAUAUACAAAUGCUAUAAGAAUAGUGAAAUUGGUAAAUGAUGUGGGAGCUGUUGUCAACACUGAUCCAGAGGUCAAUAGUUAUCUUAAGGUAGUUUUUGUUCCAAACUACAAUGUUUCUGUGGCAGAAGUGCUUAUUCCUGGAAGUGAGCUAUCACAGCAUAUCAGCACUGCUGGCAUGGAAGCCAGUGGAACAAGCAACAUGAAAUUUUCCCUCAAUGGAUGUCUCAUAAUAGGAACACUGGAUGGAGCUAAUGUUGAAAUCAGAGAAGAAAUUGGAGCAGAUAAUUUCUUUCUUUUUGGAGCAACAGCAGAUGAAGUUCCAAAGCUUCGCAAGGAUAGAGAGAAUGGCCUGUUUAAACCAGACCCUCGUUUUGAAGAGGCUAAACAAUUUAUAAGAUCGGGGGCUUUUGGAACUUAUGAUUACAAUCCACUCCUUGAAUCUCUUGAAAGCAAUACUGGAUAUGGCCGAGGAGACUAUUUCCUUGUUGGUCAUGACUUUCCAAGUUACAUGGAUGCUCAAGCUAAAGUUGAUGAAGCAUACAAGGAUAAGAAAAAAUGGCUCAAGAUGUCUAUACUAAGCACUGCUGGGAGUGGAAAAUUCAGCAGUGACAGGACAAUUUCUCAAUAUGCGAAAGAGAUUUGGAACAUAGAAGCAUGCCCUGUACCAUUCAAGAGGGGAUGAUUGGACUGAAAAUAUUUCACUUUGUAUAAGUGUGAAUAUGACCAGCACUCAAAGCUAAAGUUGAAACAUCAACAAAUUCUGGUUUAAAACGCGGGAUAUUACCAUGAAUUGCACUGGCCAGAUAGUCGUCUAAAUUUAAGUUAAAGCCUUAUCAUAUUCGGUUCUAUAUUUGUAAUAAAAUUUCCGCACAAUUGGUACUUUGUAUAAGGUUUGUUUCAAUAUGCAUUUCUCCCACUCUGUUACUUUAAUCAAAUUAGUUACGUUCAUCUAGA
Molecule: messenger RNA, 3072 nt
Organism: Amaranthus tricolor (Joseph's coat)
Lineage: Eukaryota; Viridiplantae; Streptophyta; Magnoliopsida; Caryophyllales; Amaranthaceae
Product: alpha-glucan phosphorylase, H isozyme
Exons: 18
Coding region: 257-2800 (847 amino acids)
Biological process (GO): glycogen catabolic process
Cellular component (GO): cytoplasm
Molecular function (GO): pyridoxal phosphate binding; glycogen phosphorylase activity
Source: RefSeq, a predicted model, not a curated record